CUGGAGCCCCUUCCUGCACACCCUUUCUAAGUAAUUUCUACCCUUGUGAAUAUUUGCAGAAAGAAGAAUAGAAGUUAUUAGCGUUUGUAGUAACAGGAUGAGAAAGUGCGAGACUUCCUGUUAUGUGUGUGUGACAGCUGGUGAUAAGUGGAGCGCCCUGCACAGGAAAUCCGCUCGGCUUCUGCAAUGUGACCUGCCUGAAAUUUGGGCGCUCCUUCAGUCUGGAUGUUAAUGGCAGGACAGAGGGGUGCCUGGACUAUGGGAGACGUGGUAGAGAAGAGUGUGGAAGGGCCUCUGGCACCUCCCACAGAAGAACCCUCCCAGAAAAGGGGAGACCUGGUAGAAAUCUUAAAUGGGGACAAGGUAAAAUUCGACGACACGGGACUGUCCUUAAUUCUGCAGAAUGGCCUGGAGACCCUCCGUGUGGAAAAUGCUCUGACAGAUGUCAUCUUGUGUGUGGACAUUCAGGAAUUCUCCUGCCACCGCGUGGUGCUUGCUGCGGCCAGCAACUAUUUCAGGGCCAUGUUCUGCAAUGAUUUAAAGGAAAAGUAUGAGAAGAGGAUCGUUAUCAAAGGGGUUGAUGCUGAGACCAUGCACACUCUUCUGGACUACACCUACACCAGCAAGGCACUGAUCACCAAGCAGAAUGUCCAGCGGGUCCUGGAAGCUGCUAACCUAUUCCAGUUCCUGCGGAUGGUGGAUGCCUGCGCCAGCUUCCUCACGGAAGCCUUGAAUCCAGAGAACUGUGUUGGAAUACUGAGGCUGGCAGACACGCACUCCUUGGACAGUCUAAAGAAGCAGGUUCAAAGUUACAUCAUCCAAAACUUUGUGCAGAUUCUGAACGCCGAGGAGUUCCUUGAACUUCCCGUGGACACUCUGUACCACAUCUUGAAGAGUGAUGACCUUUAUGUGACGGAGGAGGCUCAGGUGUUUGAGACUGUGAUGAGCUGGGUGCGGCACAAACAGUCGGAACGCCUCUGCUUGCUCCCCUACAUCCUGGAGAAUGUGCGCUUGCCUCUUCUGGACCCCUGGUACUUUGUGGAGACGGUGGAAGCAGAUCCUAUCAUCAGGCAGUGCCCGGAGGUCUUCCCGCUGCUCCAGGAAGCCAGGAUGUACCACCUUUCUGGCAAUGAGAUCAUUUCCGAGCGCACCAAGCCCAGGAUGCAUGAGUUCCAGUCGGAGGUGUUCAUGAUCAUCGGCGGGUGCACGAAGGAUGAGCGGUUUGUGGCAGAGGUAACCUGCCUGGACCCCCUGAGGCGCAGCCGCCUGGAGGUGGCCAAGCUCCCGAUGACGGAGCAAGAGCUGGAGAGUGAGAAUAAGAAGUGGGUGGAGUUUGCAUGCGUGACAUUAAAAAAUGAGGUCUACAUCUCAGGUGGCAAAGAAACACAGCAUGAUGUUUGGAAGUAUAAUUCUUCAAUCAACAAAUGGAUUCAGAUUGAGUAUUUGAACAUAGGCCGCUGGAGGCAUAAGAUGGUGGUGUUGGGUGGCAAGGUCUACGUGAUCGGAGGUUUCGAUGGCUUGCAGAGGAUCAACAACGUGGAGACCUACGACCCCUUCCACAACUGCUGGUCAGAGGCUGCACCCCUCCUGGUUCACGUCAGUUCCUUCGCAGCCACCAGCCAUAAGAAAAAGCUCUAUGUGAUUGGGGGAGGGCCCAAUGGGAAACUGGCCACGGACAAGACUCAGUGUUAUGACCCUUCAACCAAUAAGUGGAGUUUAAAGGCGUCCAUGCCAGUGGAGGCUAAAUGCAUCAAUGCAGUGAGUUUCCGGGACCGCAUCUAUGUCGUUGGUGGGGCCAUGAGAGCGCUGUACGCCUACAGCCCCCUGGAGGACAGCUGGUGCCUGGUGACCCAGCUCAGCCACGAGAGGGCCAGCUGCGGCAUCGCGCCCUGCAACAACCGGCUCUACAUCACCGGGGGGAGGGACGAGAAGAACGAGGUCAUCGCCACGGUGCUGUGCUGGGACCCGGAGGCCCAGAAACUGACGGAGGAGUGCGUCCUGCCCCGGGGGGUGUCGCACCACGGUAGCGUCACCAUCCGGAAAUCUUACACCCACAUCCGGAGGAUCGUGCCGGGAGCAGUGUCGGUGUGACUGUGGGAGCCGGCAGUGCGGCCCGGGGACCCUCCGCACCCCUCACCCCUGUCCUGCCCGCUGCGAACAGCAGGCGGGGCUUGGGCUUUAGGCCAAACAGCAGAGAAUCCCUUUGGCACCUCAUGGGGGGCCCCUCGGAAGUCACAGCUUUGGGACACUUGAGAGCAGCCAGGAAUGUUUGCGUGAUCUACCUCAGGAGAGUAGUAACAUUCGAGACACACCUGUCCCAUGCUGGGUUCUGUGCCGAGUACUUCUGUGCAUCAGUCCACUUACCCCGCAUAACGACCAGCGGCUGGAUGUUGUCAUUCCUGUCUCACAGGGGAGGAAACCGAGUUUCAGAAAGGCCAAGUGAUUCGCCCCAGGUCACUCAGAUCGCAAGUAGCAAAGCCAGGAGUCCAUACCCAGGUAUUUCAACUUCCAAGCUGGUGCCCUUUCUGACAAACUGUCUCUCUCAGAGCACAAAACAAGAAAGAAAAGCACCCCCCCUCCCAAAACUGGCUCUUUGUUUGGUGUUUUGUUUUGACACAUUUGCUAAGGGAUUCACUAAACAAGGCAGGGAAAUAAAAGUGUUUCUCUCUCUUC
Artibeus jamaicensis (Jamaican fruit-eating bat) is the source of this 2673-nucleotide messenger RNA. It is a transcript of the gene KLHL6, whose product is annotated as kelch like family member 6. Bases 226 to 2091 code for a protein of 621 amino acids. Gene Ontology annotation, molecular function: protein binding. Lineage: Eukaryota; Metazoa; Chordata; Mammalia; Chiroptera; Phyllostomidae. The transcript has 7 exons. The record is from RefSeq and is a predicted model, not a curated record. Gene Ontology annotation, biological process: B cell receptor signaling pathway; germinal center formation.